UUCAAAAGGCAUUAUUUCAGAGUCUGGACUCACACAUACUCAUAAUCGGCACUGGAAUCAUCAUGGCAGCAGAGGGGAAUCUUGUUUGUGGCGGUGUUAUGUUGCUCCACACUCAACGUGAAGGCAAACACUCAUAUGAAGUGAAAGGCUUUUUAAACUAUAACAAAGGAAUAUUCGCAAGCAAGGGAGAUAAACUUAUAAUGAUAAAUAACACAGAUAUGGAGGAUUUGACUCCGCGGGCAUUUGCAGAGCUCCUGGUAGCAGGAUCCCCCUUACUUACCAUACACCAUUCGCCCAUAAGAAAAACCGAAGAGUGUGAAUCUGAGGAAAUCAGUGUCCAUAAAAAGGAGCCGACAGUCAUGAGAUUCAGCCUGAUGAUGGUAAGAGAGGAAGAUCUGGAAGCCACUGGAGUUGAACCAUUGCCAGAGUGGGAAAGCAAAGACAUUGAGGAUGACUCUUUCAGUGAUGACAAACUUCUACUUGUCUCCAUGGCUGACACAAGCUUCAGUAUGGUCGUUGCUCGGGGCUGUGACCCUGACAGCCCUUGCAACAGCUGUGGAGGGAUAAAUUGCCAAUUUAACGAAGUUGUUGUCCUGCCUGCGACAGCUGAGGUUACCUUUAAUUCUUCAAGGAUUUUAAAACAGGUUAAUGAGCUAAAUAAUGUGUUCUUGAAGAGUUUCGUCAUGGAAAAGUAUGUCACUCCAGAAAAUCGGCAGAUGUUUUUGAGGGAUACCAUGUCAGCAAAAAUCACCCUCUACUAUUACACUGCCACCAUGGGCCGUGUAGGUGUUCCUGUUGUACUGAACUUCACCGACACAGAAAACUUCUUCUGCUGUACCACCAAGCAAGGUGAAGAUAAGAAGAUUUUAACACUCGUGAGCCAUAAUAAAAAGGACUUGAAAAGCAUCUGUCCUGAGGACCAAGAAAAAUGGUCUCUUGUAUUCUACAUGUCUUCUGGGCCAGACAAUCUUCGGCGUUUUGAGUCAGCUCUUUAUAGAGGAUGGUUUAUUUACACACAAAGCAUAGAUAGUAGAGUAGUGGACAUGCAUAGGGGAGAUCAGAUUGACAGUAAACAAGACCGUGCCUUCUCAUUCAUAAUUCUGAGUUAGAAAGGUUCAUGGAUUUCAAGGUCUUUAUAUUAUCGCUGGGAAGCCAGGAAUUGUCCUCAAAUUAACUUACAUUUCAAUAUACAUGUUUUGGAUGAGUUUAAAGUUAAGGUUGUCUUAGCGCAUGCAGCCUCUUCCAAAGAAUGGUAUAUUUUACUGCCAUCGCAGUAGUGAGUAGAUAUGUAUCAUACUAUUAGAUUACAUUUUUUUUUAUAAGAGCCAUCUUUUUUAUAUUCAGCUCAUUUUAAACUGAUGUUUUUAAACCAACACGUGUAAUUCAUAUUUAUUUUUAUUUCUAACUGUUCAUAGUUACUUUUUGUGCUGAAACAUUAUGCUUUUUUUAUAGUAUUGAAAAGAAAUCUUUGCAAAAUGUAAUUCCUGUAUUUAUAUUAUCAACUGUUAUUUAGGCUACAUUUGCUUGUAUAAGCUGAAAGCUACUAACAACUUUGAACUGUUGCUUUUGCUGCAUAAAUGUAUCAUUUACCAUAUUAACAUGUGUUUGUGUAUUAUUCUACACUCUC
Molecule: messenger RNA, 1627 nt
Organism: Sinocyclocheilus grahami
Lineage: Eukaryota; Metazoa; Chordata; Actinopteri; Cypriniformes; Cyprinidae
Gene: il1fma
Product: interleukin-1 family member A
Exons: 7
Coding region: 63-1109 (348 amino acids)
Biological process (GO): cellular response to lipopolysaccharide; cytokine-mediated signaling pathway; regulation of non-canonical NF-kappaB signal transduction
Molecular function (GO): cytokine activity
Source: RefSeq, a predicted model, not a curated record